UCUCCGGUGACAAAAAACCCCAGUGGCGUUACCUCCCCUGACUUAUUGAUCGCCUCACCGGCCAGGUAUGGUAAAGUCGCCUCAUUUGGCGCUGGUUUCUUCACACUAACAGACGAGUUCGGGCCGUUGAUGUUGAGUUAAAUUUGUUGUGUUAAUCGUAGGUUGUUAUUUCUUCUGGAUAAUAUUGGCUGUUGUCAAGGAGGAGUGAUAUACAUCGUCCUAUAGCUUGUUAAGCAGUGAGAGAAAUUACAUAGAGGUGCUACAUAGAGAGGUGCUACAUAGAGAGGUGCUACAUCAACUACUCAGCCCAACACAUUGAGGACAAGAUUUAAGACAUCAUAGUGUUCUAGAGGCAGUGCUGGUGCUACAUCAACUCUACUCACCCCAACAAAUUGAGGACCAGACCUAAAGUUCCACUCUAGCAGCCAAAGUCCAGCAGCCAAAGUCCAGCAGCCAAAGUCCAGCAGCCAGUGCAUAAAGAGCGGAAUGAAUCGCAGAUUUAUCCCAAUCAACGGUGGUAGAAUCAUUGCAGGUCAUUAUAUGGAGGACACUUCUUUUGUACUGGACAACAAGAGCAAGAUCAAAAUGGAGAAAGCUUAUUUCUGUGGGGAGAUAAUCAAUGUGCCGCAAGCCCAGGCCCAGGCCGCUGACGUAGAGAGGGAUGGGCCGGUGUUUAAAGAAUACUGUGAGAGGUUCUUUGAGGCUCGGCCCCUGGACAACGACAGAGCCGGGACCUACAUCACUCGGCUGAAGAGGCUGUUCCGCAGGUGGAUGGAGACUUCAAGAGUCCAGCACAACUGCCACAGGAUGAUGGAGAUAAUUGUCAGGGACAAGUUCCUCAGCACCAUCAACGACGACCUGCGGAUGUUGGUCAUGCUGCGGAUGCCGGAGACCCUGGACGAGCUGGAGCAGCUGAGUGAGGAGUACCAUGCCCAGAUGCCUGGGGCCAAGCUGUGCAAGGCUGAGCCUGUGGAGGAUGUUGAUGAUGAGGAUAAGGAAAAUAUUAAUCUCAAGCCGUAGACAAGCCUAGCUAGUUUUUCAUAAAUGUAAAGUUUUUUGUUUUUUUUCUUCUAAA
This is a messenger RNA of Physella acuta, 1075 nucleotides long. RefSeq lists its product as uncharacterized. Lineage: Eukaryota; Metazoa; Mollusca; Gastropoda; Physidae. The record is from RefSeq and is a predicted model, not a curated record.